CUUCGCGCUACCAAAUAAAGUUCUGUAUCAAAGCGACAAGCAACAAGUCAGUGCUGUGAUUUCAUUUUCGAAAGUUUAAGUGAUAAAGUGAUAAGACAAAGUAAAUACAAAGGUUUCGGAGUAUGGAGAUGGAAGCAGAUCAGUUUAAGGACUUUGGAAAGGCUAUGAUUGACUAUGUAUCAUCAUAUUUAGAAAAUAUAAGAGACAGGAGGGUUCUUCCUACUGUGGAGCCUGGGUAUCUAAGACCCCUCAUUCCAGAAACAGCCCCUGAAAAGCCUGAUAACUGGGAGGAUGUUAUGUCCGAUAUCGAAAAAGUUAUCAUGCCAGGUGUGACACACUGGCAUUCACCCAGAUUUCACGCAUAUUUCCCCACAGCCAACUCGUAUCCCGCCAUUGUAGCAGACAUACUGAGUGGGGCAAUCGCCUGCAUAGGAUUUUCAUGGAUCGCCAGUCCAGCAUGCACAGAACUCGAAGUAGUGAUGUUAGACUGGUUGGGCAAAAUGAUCGAUCUCCCCAAAGAAUUUUUAGCCUGCUCGGGCGGCAAGGGGGGCGGCGUUAUCCAAGGAACCGCUAGCGAAGCCACUUUAGUCGCUUUACUUGGCGCUAAGGCACGUGCCGUCAACUCUACGAAGAAAAAACACCCCGACAUGAAAGAAUCCGAUAUCGUUUCUAAAUUGGUGGGAUAUACUUCAAGUCAGAGUCAUUCUUCUGUGGAAAGGGCCGGGUUAUUGGGGGGCGUACAAUUAAGAUCUUUGCCUACGGAUGACUCAAAUCGUUUAAGGGGAGCUACUUUGGAACAAGCCAUUAAAGAGGAUGUCGAAGCUGGACUUAUUCCUUUCUAUGCCGUAAACACUCUGGGAACAACAUCAUCGUGCACCUUCGAUGCUUUGGACGAAAUCGGCCCAGUCUGCAACGAAAACGACGUUUGGCUUCACGUUGAUGCUGCCUAUGCUGGUUCAGCAUUCAUAUGCCCCGAGUUCCGCCAUUUAAUGAAGGGCAUCGAAAGAGCCGAUUCUUUCAACUUUAACCCGCACAAAUGGAUGUUGGUAAACUUUGAUUGCUCCGCGAUGUGGCUCAAGGACCCAUCCUGGUUGGUGAAUGCCUUCAAUGUCGAUCCUUUGUAUUUAAAGCACGAACAGCAAGGAUCAGCGCCUGAUUACAGGCAUUGGCAGAUACCAUUAGGUAGGAGAUUCAGAGCGCUGAAGUUGUGGUUUGUGUUGAGGUUAUAUGGUAUCGAAAAUUUACAAAAGUUCAUCAGAAAACACGUAGACUUGGCGCAUUACUUCGAGAAUUUAGUAAGAUCAGAUGAAAGAUUCGAAAUUACGGAAGAGGUGGUGUUAGGUUUGGUCUGCUUCAGACUUAAAGGCGAUAACGCAACCAACGAAGGCCUAUUGAAAAGGUUAAACGGUAGAGGAGUAAUCCAUUUAGUUCCUUCAAAGAUCGGGGAUACCUACUUCUUGCGUUUGGCGAUAUGUUCCCGAUUUACUGAGGAAUCAGACAUCGACAUAUCCUGGAAGGAAGUUAAAGAAACUGCCGACGAAGUCCUAGCCCAAAAAUAAAAAAUAAAUAAUAACUUAUUAAAGCGAUGUAAUGACAAAAGUAUUAUUAAUGUGCAACAAGUAAUUUAUGUUAGAUUUAGAUUAAAUUAUUGUAAAUACAAAUGACCAAUAAUAUAAAUGUUAAUAAAUAGAGAAGCAUUAAAUUGUGUUUUAUUAUACUUUAAUCAAAAACUAUAACAGCACAAUAUUAGGAGCAUUUGGGAGGUGGCCCGCCAAACUUCUUAGUCAGCUGCAAUAUUCUUUCAGCUUCUCUUAUUCCGCUUAAACGAGCACCGUGGACUGUACCGUGGUAACCGGCUAUUGCAGCUUCGCCAGCGAACAAUAAAAUGGGCGGAAUGGGCUCGCAAGUGCCGGGUACAGGCAUGCUGAGGUCACAUUGGUGUCCUAUGUGCGACUGCACUUUGAUAUAGCUUUUAGAACCGCAGAAAUAAGGAUCUGCGACCCAUUUUGAUCUUAGUACUGAAUUGGGGUAUGGUAGAGUGGCAUCUCCGGUGAAUUGACGUAGUAAUCUUGUUAUAUCCCUGGCUACUUCUUCAUCGGUUGCAUGCUCCAUUACUGAAGCCUCAGGGCCUGAUAUGGAUACCUCAAGAACGUGCUUACUUGCCGGCACUUCAGUUAUUUUACUUAUGCCUCUAGUCCAGUCAGUUCGUUUACUUAGCUCAUCCGCAGACCAGGCUAGGUUAAUAGUACCUUCAGACCAAACCCAGAACGGUCUAUCAUAAUCAAGGAAUACUUUAUCGAUGUGAGCGUAACCUAGGCUCUUAAUUGCGUCCAUUUUAGUGGAGGGUAAGGCGGGGCAGAACAGUUUAUCGCCAUGCUCUUUUAGGACCCCCAAAGACAUCGUCACAAUAACGUAGUCAGCGCAAAAUUCCUCCCCGUCGCAACACUGAACGAUAGCCCUAGGCCCCUUAGCUUUCUCCUGCACUGUACCCCACCUUAUUAGUCCUACAGGUUUAUUGUAUCUUAGCGUACAUUCAGGCAGUUUUCUUAGUAGUGGUCCAAGAAUACUUAUAAAACCUAUAGGUAUUGUUGUUUUGCCCCCAGGGAUAGAUAUUGAAGAACCAAAAUUAUCAGCGCUUAUAGAGGUGAGAUCGUCACCUAAGUCGCUACGAAUCGCAUUUAUUUGUCCAUAGAAUACUCGGGACGCAUCGUAACGCAUGUCCUCAGGAAACUUUUGAAUUUCUUGUUGAACUCUCAUAG
Brassicogethes aeneus is the source of this 2759-nucleotide messenger RNA. Lineage: Eukaryota; Metazoa; Arthropoda; Insecta; Coleoptera; Nitidulidae. The record is from the annotation of a GenBank genome assembly.